AUGGGACUCACAGUCAUGGAUCAGCCAGGCUCUCUCGCCUUUCAUCCGUCCACAUGUAGUACCGAGCGCGAGAGAAUCCGGGAAUUAUCUAGGUACUAUUGUGCCUUAGAUCGCCCACUGUCACUGUCGACCCCAACAACCGACGAUGAGGGGCUCGAAUCAGCUCAGGAUAUUUCAGGGGGGGACGAGCAGCCGUCGAUGGGUAAUCUUUCUACCGAUAUCACGUUGACGGCGCUGGCGCAGCUGGGAGUACAUCGAUUAGCAUGCAAUCGGUCUUUUGUGUCGAUAAUUGACGGUGGUAAUCAACACAUUAUCGCGGAAGCUACAGCAUCAAUUUCCUUGUGCGAUAAGAACAAGCACUUACCGAACGAUGGAAUUUAUCUUGGGGCGCGAAGUCUGGAUCUAACGUUCGGGGUCUGCCCACAUGCAAUCAGCUUGUUUACUGGAAGAGACACGACCCGCGCCAUCAACACCGACAAUAUCACUGCCAAUCGUACUCGCUACAUUAUUCGAGAUCUCAAGCAGGAGGAGCUUUUCAAAGAUCGGCCAUUCGUUCGGGCAUGGCCAUAUAUGCGAUUCUAUGCGGAGGUACCGUUGUACAGCCCCUCCGGCUUCGUCCUCGGAUCCUACUGCGUGAUUGAUGAUAAGCCCCGGGUGGAAUUUGGAGAAGAUGAUGUGAACACACUGAGAGAGGUUGCCGAUGCUGUGGCACGGCAUUUAGAGCAUGUUCGCAUAGUCCACUGUCACCGUCGAUCUGAGCGUCUGAUCAAGGGAUUGACCAAUUUCGUUAAAGACCAUGCAGACUUUGACCCGCGCGAAGUAUCCAAUGAUCACCGACUCGAAGCAAUGGCCGUCGCAUCCAAUGUGAAUACCUCGACUCCAGAUGAGAAACCGGGGCCUAUUGAAUCCACGUUGAACCAGCAGUUCGGCUUUGUGACGUCCUCCUCCACCAGCCUUUCAGAAGAGCCCUCUUCAUUGUUCUUUACGGGUCCUGCAUCGGGGCCGACCGAGCCGUCAUCUCUCAACUCCAACGUUUCCGACCGUCGGUCUUCUCCCGGCGAAGAGAAGUCCAUUGAUGAGGUUCUCAAAGCCGGUCCCCAGCCAUUGGAGGAGGUAUCGAACAAUGCCUCUCAACUUUCUCUGGCGGAGAGCACGUCAUUGGGGGAACGUAUCGAGCGUAUCUUCGAGAGAGCCAGUGUGUUGCUGAGGAAGUCCAUGGACCUUGAUGGCGUAGUCUUCCUCGACGCAGCUCGUAGUAAUCCUUCAUUAAGCUUGCCUCCAGAUGAUCAGCCUGGCUGGGAGCCAUUGCCCAAGACCGUUGUACCCGAGUUUCCCAUUGCGCCGUAUCCCAGUCCCUUGGGACGUUCUCCGACGUCUUCCAAAAAGUCAGAGCUGUGCUGCGACGUUUUGAGCAAGUCAUUGAAAGUUAGAAAAGGCGAGACUCUCGAUUCAAAGGCCGACAUCACUUUCCGGGAGGAUCUUCUGAACUUGCUGGUUACUUCGUUCCCACAAGGUCAAAUCUUCAACCUGGACGAUUCUGUGGAUAGUGAUGAUUACUUGUCCUACGAAUCGGGGCUGAAUGAUUCUGAGACUCAACACAAACUUAUGCAAAUGGCCACACGACAGCUCAGCCAGAUCCUACCUGCUGCCAAUUCGGUUCUGUUCUUCCCAUUGUGGGAUCAUAACAAAUCUCGUUGGAUGGCAGGCACGCUUGUCUGGACGCAAGAUAAUCACCGAGCUCUGGGAAUUGAGGAACUUCACUAUUUCAAGAUCUUCGGUGACUCGAUUGUCUCUGAGGUCUCCCGGGCGCACUGGGCGACAACCGAGAAGUCCAAGUUCGAUUUUAUCUCUUCAAUUAGCCAUGAACUUCGAUCGCCGCUCCACGGAAUUCUGGCUAGUGCGGAACUGUUACAGGCGACGUCUCUUGAGCCAGCGCAAGAGGAAAUGGUCAAGAUGAUUGAGGCUUCCGGGUUGACUUUGUUGGAUACCACUGAUCAUUUGCUCGAAUUCUGCAAGAUCAAUAACCUGACUCAAGUCAAGAGAUCACGAAAGAAGAAGACUAACAGCGAAGAGUCUAGCCUGGUCUCUGACUUCCAUCUGGGACAACUAGUUGAAGAGGUUGCCGACAUCUUGUAUACCGGGCAGAAUGCCUCCGAGAUCGUGUCCCAGACUGUUCAGGCAUCUUCACCGGAGCGUGCGCAGGCUGGUCUAUUCUCGAAUGACAUGACGGAGGAUAUGUCUGUGAUUAUUCGAAUUGAACAGCGCAACUCUUGGCUCAUUCGAUCCUUGCCUGGCGCAUGGCGGAGAAUCGUGAUGAACCUUCUUGGCAACGCUAUCAAAUGGACCAAGUCGGGAUUUGUCGAAGUAUCUUUAUCAAGAAUGCGGAAUCCAAUUGAGCCGCGUACUCCGAUUGCGCACUUGUCAAUCACCGACACCGGCAGCGGUAUUGCGCCUGACUUCCUUCGACACAAGCUUUUCUCUCCGUUUUCCCAAGAAGACUCCCUCUCGGAAGGUGUUGGACUUGGCCUCAGCAUCGUUCGUCAGCUGGUUGCUUCCUUCAAUGGCCACGUGAAUGUCAAGAGUGAGGUUGGUAUCGGGACUCAAGUCGACGUCUACAUUCCAGUGGAGCUUGUCAACAGCCCAGAAGCAAGCCCUGCAUCUUACCCAUCUCCUUUGAGAGUUGAACACAGCCCCGAAUCGCCGCUGCGGGCUUGUUUGGUUGCUUUCAAUGGGUAUCCGGAUUUGCAAGAAACGCCAACUGGAAUGUUGAGUCUGGAAUCGAAGCGAAAGUUGUCGAUCCAGAGUACACUUGCGGAUGUAUUCAUGUCUCACUUCGGUUGGUCUGUCUCGUUGGCAGAGACUCUCAGCAAGGGACAAGGAGAUAUUGCAGUCAUCGAAGAGGCGGUUCUGAGAAAGGAAGCAGAGGGUCUUGAAUCACUGGAUCAACUAGCAUCGAUGCAUGGAUUCAGGUUCUUCAUUGUAUUGGGAAGCAACGCAUCUUUCUUUGAAACCUUCCUCGCUCCCAAUUUCGUCUGGGUUUCGCAGCCAUUUGGGCCGCAGAAAAUUCAAACCGCUAUUCAAAAGAUCCUGGACUUAGGAAAACUGCAACCUGCGCCAGACACUACCCCGUCAAUAGCCCUCCGGCCCUUGCUUUUACGUUCCGAAGUCCAACCUUCCCCGGCGCGCGACAACCUAACCAUCCCAAUGCCUACCUCUCCAGUGCCACGUCGGAGUCUCUCACACUCCCAUGCCCUGCCGAUCCGCCCAUCUCACGAGCCGCAGGAUAUCCACGUUCUCCUCGUUGAUGACAACGACAUCAACCUCAAGAUCCUGGCCACAUUCAUGCGCAAAAUCGGCUGCAGCUACGAAACCGCUUCGAACGGCCUGAUCGCUCUGGAGAAAUACAAGGCUUCAGAACGGCGAUUCGACUUUGUCCUCAUGGAUAUCUCAAUGCCCGUCAUGGACGGCCUAGUUUCCACCAGCAAGAUCCGCCAGCAUGAGAAAGAAAACGGCCUCGAACCCUCUUGCAUCAUGGCCGUCACUGGUGUCGCCUCGGACGCUAUGCAACAACAAGCCCUCGCAGCAGGGAUUAACGACUAUCUGAUUAAGCCCCUUUCACUUCAAGAGUUGAAGAAGAUUAUGAGCAUUACGUGA
This is a messenger RNA of Penicillium cataractarum, 3654 nucleotides long. Its product is annotated as hybrid sensor histidine kinase/response regulator. The coding region runs from base 1 to 3654 and encodes 1217 amino acids. The transcript has 6 exons. Gene Ontology annotation, molecular function: phosphorelay sensor kinase activity. Gene Ontology annotation, biological process: phosphorelay signal transduction system; phosphorylation. NCBI's taxonomy places the organism in Eukaryota, Fungi, Ascomycota, Eurotiomycetes, Eurotiales, Aspergillaceae. The record is from RefSeq and is a predicted model, not a curated record.